This is a messenger RNA of Trichophyton verrucosum HKI 0517, 2160 nucleotides long. RefSeq lists its product as uncharacterized. Gene Ontology annotation, biological process: regulation of actin cytoskeleton organization; regulation of GTPase activity. NCBI's taxonomy places the organism in Eukaryota, Fungi, Ascomycota, Eurotiomycetes, Onygenales, Arthrodermataceae. The record is from RefSeq and is a predicted model, not a curated record. Gene Ontology annotation, cellular component: cell cortex. The transcript is spliced from 3 exons. The annotation marks the transcript as partial. Gene Ontology annotation, molecular function: GTPase activator activity; protein binding.
AUAAUAAUACUGACGGCAACAGCGCAAAAGAGCCUGCGGGAGCUCAAGUCCAAGAUCUCGACGCAGUCAAAGAAGAACUUCGUGCUGGAAAAGGACGUCCGCUACCUCGACUCGCGCAUCGCCCUGCUCAUCCAGAACCGCAUGGCCUUGGAGGAGCAAAACGAAGUGGCCAGCCAUCUGGAUGACCCGGCAGACAUACAAGAAGGGGCCUUCCCCAACGACGACAAGACGCAAAAGUACGGCAACCUGCUCUUCCUGCUGCAGUCGGAGCCCCGGCACAUCGCCCACCUCUGCCGUCUCGUCUCCAUGGCCGAGAUCGACUCGCUGCUGCAGACCGUCAUGUUCACCAUCUACGGCAACCAGUACGAGAGCCGCGAAGAGCAUCUCCUGCUCACCAUGUUCCAGUCCGUCCUCACCUACCAGUUCGACAACACCCCCGAGUACUCCUCCCUCCUGCGCCAGAACACGCCCGUCUCCCGCAUGAUGACCACGUAUACCCGCCGUGGACCGGGACAGGCAUACCUGAAACAUAUCCUGGCCGGCCAGAUCAACUCCCUCAUCGAGCUGCACGACAUCGACCUCGAGAUCAAUCCGCUCAAGGUCUACGAGUCCAUGGUCCAGCAGAUCGAGGCCAGCACCGGCUCCCUCCCGCCCUAUCUCGAACGCGCAGUCACCGCCGAGGUCGCCGCGGAAAACGAGCAGGUCCAGGCCAUCAUUGCGCCCAGGCUCAAGAUGCUCACUGACCUCGCCAACAGCUUCCUCAAGACCAUCAUCGACGGCCUCGAGGAGACCCCCUACGGCAUCCGCUGGAUAUGCAAGCAGAUCCGCAGCCUCUCCAAACGCAAGUACCCGGACGCCCAGGACCAUGUCAUCUGCACCCUGAUCGGAGGCUUCUUCUUCCUGCGCUUCAUCAACCCGGCCAUCGUCACGCCGCGCUCCUACAUGCUCAUCGACGGCACCCCAGCCGAGAAGCCGCGCCGCACCCUGACCUUGAUCGCAAAGAUGCUGCAGAACCUCGCCAACAAGCCCUCCUACGCCAAGGAGCCCUACAUGGCCAAACUGCAGCCCUUCAUCCAACAGAACAAAGAGCGAGUGAACCGGUUCCUCCUCGACCUCUGUGAGGUCCAAGACUUCUACGAAAGCCUGGAAAUGGACAACUACGUCGCCCUCUCCAAGCGCGACCUCGAGCUGCAAAUCACCCUCAACGAAAUCUACGCUACCCACGCCCUCAUCGAGAAACACGCCUCCACCCUCGCCGCAGAUCAGAACUCCCAUCUCAACGUCCUCCUGCAGGAACUCGGACCCGCGCCCGCCCAGCUGCCCCGCAAGGAGAACAGAGCAAUCCACCUCCCGCUCUUCAGCAAAUGGGAAGCCCCCAUCGACGACCUCACCUCCGCCCUCGACAUCACCCAGGAAGAGAUCUUCUUCAUGGAAGCCAAAUCCACCUUUGUCCAGAUCAUGCGCUCGCUCCCUCACAACUCCUCCGUCACCCGCCGCCCCUUGCGCCUCGACCGCAUCGCCGAAGCUGCAGCCACCCUCAAAAACGACGCCGUCAUGGUCCGCAAGGGCAUCCGCACCAUGGAACUCCUCAGCCAGCUGCAGGAGCUCGGCGUUAUCGACCGGUCAGACGACUUCUCCUUACUCCGCGACGAGGUCGAGCAGGAACUCGUACACCUCGGCUCGCUGCGUGAGAAAGUGCUCGAGGAACAGCGCAAGCUCGAAGAAGUCUACCGCACCAUCCGCGACCACAACGCCUACCUCGUCAACCAGCUCGAGACCUACAAGUCCUACUUGCACAACGUCCGCAGCCAGAGCGAAGGAAAGCAGCGCAAGACCCAGAAGCACCAGGAGCUGGGACCCUACAAGUUCACCCACCAGCAGCUCGAGAAGGAAGGCGUCAUUAGACGGAGUAACGUGCCCGAGAACAGGAGGGCCAAUAUAUACUUUAUGUUCAAGAGUCCGCUCCCAGGCACUUUUGUCAUCAGUCUACACUACAAGGGACGAGCUAGAGGCCUGCUAGAACUAGAUCUGAAACUCGACGACUUGCUGGAAAUGCAGAAAGACAACCAGGAAGACCUGGACUUGGAAUACGUCCAGUUCAACGUCUCGCGCGUCCUGGCUCUGCUCAACAAGCGUUUCGCCCGGAAGAAGGGCUGGUAG